Messenger RNA from Phytomonas sp. Hart1, 1003 nucleotides. NCBI's taxonomy places the organism in Eukaryota, Euglenozoa, Kinetoplastea, Trypanosomatida, Trypanosomatidae. The record is from the annotation of a GenBank genome assembly.
GAAUUCAUUCUUAGUUAUCAUCCGUAUUAAUAUUUAACUCAUACACAAUGUCUGUAAGAACUAUAAGCCCCCUUCUUUACUCAUUGGAGGAGAAUGACCCUCUUGCCCAAGAAAUAAAAAAGACCUAUCGUUGGUACAGUCCCAGGUUCUCACCGCAUAAUAUACCACGUUUUGCUGAUGCUGGAAGCAUCACGGAGUCACCCACUUGUAUGAGAAUGAUCCGUGAUUUUUUUGUUAACCGCUACCGAAGCUUCCCAGAGCCCCCCACACAUAUCUUGGGAUUUGAUGCUCGAGGAUUUUUGUUCGGUCCAUCGAUUGCCAUCGAACUUGGGAUUCCUUUUGUACUUUUACGUAAAUCAAAUAAAAACGCAGGUGUGCUCAUCCAAAGCGACACCCUUAAUAAGGAAUACCAUGAGGAUGGGAUCGAAGUAAUGACCUUGCGGGUUGGAAGCAUCACGAAGUCUUCCCGUGUGGUACUUAUUGAUGAUGUCCUCGCAACCGGUGGUACCGUGACUUCUGGUCUUCAACUCAUCUACGCAUCUGGGGCAUCGGUGAUCGAAAUGGCCUGCCUGCUCUCCGUACCCUCUUUUGGCUGCGUUGAAAAAAUCCAUACUGCCCUUGAUGGUCGAUUCAAGAAUGUUUCCAUCAUGUCAUUGGUUAUGGGCGAAUCGCUCGAUGAUUCAAACUGUGGUGACUACAAGAACUACGACGGGCCACGUGUUAUUAAGUUUGCUGAUAAAAUCCCUCUUUUGAACUGAUUUUUUUUGAUUGGUCUAAAGUCUUUAGAAUAAAAAUGUAUUGGUUCAGUAUAUAUAUAUAUCUAUAUAUAUAUAUAUAUAUAUUGAUACCUUUAAAAAAAAAAUAUAUUUUUUUAUAUUAUUAGCAAUUGAAACUAAUAACUAUUAUCAAUGUUUUUACAGGACAUAGAAGGGAACAAACAUUUUUGUUAAAUAUUUUCUAAACUUAGCUUGAUUAGUUACAAUUUAAUUUUUUGUAGGCAGAA